This is a messenger RNA of Musa acuminata subsp. malaccensis (wild Malaysian banana), 814 nucleotides long. RefSeq lists its product as uncharacterized. NCBI's taxonomy places the organism in Eukaryota, Viridiplantae, Streptophyta, Magnoliopsida, Zingiberales, Musaceae. The record is from RefSeq and is a predicted model, not a curated record.
AAAGUCAUAAUCUUUGGCUUCUUCUUCUUCUCCAUCUUAACCAUGGGCAAUGGGAUCUCUCCUUGCUUCAACCCCGCCUCCAAGGGCGGCCUCGUCAAGCUCAUCUUCUGGGGCGGCGCCACCGAGUUCUUGGCCGAGAAGCAGCUCGCCGGGCAGCUCAUGUUCCGGUUCCCGGACCGCAUCGUCUGCCACGCUGACUCGUUCUACAUCGGCCACCCCGUCCCCGUCCUCUCCAUCGACGACGAGCUCCUCCCUGGCCAGGCCUACUUCGUCCUUCCCAUCGACAAGUUCUCGUGCCACGAUCCCCUCACCGCUGUGUCGCUCGCCUCGCUGUCCUCCGGCCGCACCAAGCCGUCGCUGGCCGGCAACGGGGAAUCCCCCUUUGAGUACGUGAAGGGCGAAGACGGCCGGCUGCUGAUCAAGGUGCUCCCGGAGUUCAUAACCAAGGUCAUCACCUCUGUCGAAGACGGACAAAAGUGUGGCAGCGACGGGGGGACUCUGUGCACUACGCCGGAGUUGAGGAAGCACUACUCGCAGCUCGUCGGGCCGAGAGAUCACCCAUGGUCGCCGAAGCUGGAGACGAUAUCGGAGACCAAGAAAAGGAUAUCCGCAGGCAGGUUAUCGCCUGUUCGGCUAUUAGGGUUUGAGAGGAGAUCAUGUUAACUCCUCCUGUUUGUUCCACAUGCAUCUAAUGUUGCGUACGUCCGAAUGUCGCAGGUGAAAGCUAGCCGCUCUGAUUAGGGUUCUUAGAGCAAGGUGUAUAUAUUUAUGGACAUACAUAAUUUAUGGACGACUACCUCUCUUUUAUCUUUUA